GUCGAACUACUUACUAUGCACACACAUAUGUAAGCGCAUACACGCACACAUAUACAUAUGCAGAUACGCAUACGUAUAUAAACCACUGACACCGAUUCAGACACUCAAAACAAAUCUUCGACCUCAUAAAGGAUACAUCAAGUCCGUGUGAGCGAAUAUUGCUGUACGACUACUGCUACUACAACUUCGGCGAUACCUACUCUAACAACAAUCACUAUCUUCUCGAUUUCAUCUUUGUUUUUCGAAUAUCUUGAACGAAAUCAAAAGCCACUAUGAGGGAAUGUGUCAGUAUCCACGUUGGACAGGCUGGAGUCCAGAUUGGUAAUGCCUGCUGGGAACUUUAUUGUCUGGAACAUGGAAUCCAGCCAAACGGCCAGAUGCCAUCUGAUAAAACAGUUGGCGGUGGAGAUGACUCUUUCAACACUUUCUUCAGUGAAACAGGGUCUGGAAAGCACGUCCCCAGGGCUGUUUUUGUAGACUUGGAACCCACUGUUGUUGAUGAGAUUCGUACUGGUCAGUACAGACAACUUUUCCAUCCUGAACAGCUCAUUACAGGAAAGGAAGAUGCAGCCAAUAACUACGCCAGAGGUCAUUAUACUGUUGGAAAAGAACACAUUGAUUUGGUACUUGACAGAAUUCGUAAACUAUCAGAACAAUGUACUGGUCUUCAAGGUUUCUUAAUCUUCCACAGUUUCGGUGGUGGUACUGGUUCUGGAUUCACAUCUCUUCUUAUGGAACGUCUCAGUGUUGACUAUGGAAAGAAGUCUAAACUAGAAUUCUCCAUCUAUCCUGCUCCUCAAGUAGCAACUGCUGUUGUAGAACCAUACAAUUCUAUCCUGACCACCCAUACCACUCUUGAGCACUCUGAUUGUGCUUUCAUGGUUGACAAUGAAGCCAUCUAUGAUAUCUGCCGAAGAAAUCUUGAUAUUGAUCGACCCAGCUAUACUAACCUGAAUCGUUUGAUUGCUCAGGUUGUCAGUUCAAUCACAGCCUCUCUGAGGUUUGAUGGUGCUCUUAAUGUGGAUCUGACUGAGUUCCAGACCAACUUGGUACCUUAUCCUAGGAUCCAUUUCCCAUUGGCUACUUAUGCACCAAUCAUUUCUGCUGAGAAAGCCUAUCAUGAACAACUGACUGUAGCUGAGAUAACAAAUUCUUGCUUUGAACCAGCAAACCAGAUGGUUAAGUGUGAUCCACGUCAUGGGAAAUACAUGGCCUGCUGUAUGUUGUACCGUGGUGAUGUCGUACCAAAAGAUGUCAAUGCUGCCAUUGCAACUAUCAAGACAAAGAGGUCAAUCCAGUUUGUUGACUGGUGUCCAACUGGCUUCAAGGUUGGUAUCAAUUACCAACCACCAACUGUUGUUCCAGGAGGUGAUCUUGCUAAGGUUCAACGUGCUGUGUGCAUGUUGAGCAACACCACAGCUGUUGCUGAAGCUUGGGCUCGUCUUGAUCACAAAUUUGACUUGAUGUAUGCCAAGCGUGCUUUCGUUCACUGGUAUGUAGGAGAAGGUAUGGAAGAAGGUGAGUUCUCUGAAGCUCGUGAAGAUUUGGCAGCUCUGGAGAAGGACUAUGAAGAGGUUGGAAUUGAUACAACUGAAGCUGAAGAUGAAGAUGAUGAGGAAUAUUAAAUCACUCAGUGAUAUUGUGACCACUCUCCAACAAAUAAAGAACUAAAUACUUCACCUUGUUUUUUUUUUUUUUUUUUUUUCUUUCUUUCUUAUUUGUCAGAGUGGCAAAAAAA
Octopus sinensis (East Asian common octopus) is the source of this 1738-nucleotide messenger RNA. RefSeq names its product tubulin alpha chain. Gene Ontology annotation, molecular function: structural constituent of cytoskeleton; GTP binding. Lineage: Eukaryota; Metazoa; Mollusca; Cephalopoda; Octopoda; Octopodidae. The coding region runs from base 273 to 1625 and encodes 450 amino acids. The record is from RefSeq and is a predicted model, not a curated record. Gene Ontology annotation, biological process: microtubule cytoskeleton organization; mitotic cell cycle. Gene Ontology annotation, cellular component: cytoplasm; microtubule. The transcript is spliced from 3 exons.